CCUGCUUAAGUGUAGUUUGGUUGUUGGGAAAAUCUAAGAACAGUUCUGCUGCUCUCUUCAACUUGUCCCUGAGCCGAUCAUUGCGCAUGAGUUCACCGGACAAAUAAUAAUAUUGUAUUGACGUCCCUUAAAGCAUAAAAGGGAUUGACUUUUCUAAACCCCAUUAAGCCACUAGUGUCUAAACUGGGAUUCAACCCUCUCAAAGGAGGAUUUCAUUGAUCAACUUUUGAAUUUAAAUCUUUGGGCAUGUUGUCUAGCCGCCUGUGUUUUUUCUAUGGAGUAUGGUGCAUUUGAAGAGAAGGUGAGACGAACAGUUUACAUCGACAACCUUUCACCAAAUGUGACUGAAGCUGUCUUGAGAACCGCAAUUGAUCAAUUUGGUACAGUCAAAAGUAUUCAGUUCAUUCCAAACUACUUAGGACCAAACAACCUCCCACAAUGUGCUUUGGUGGAGAUGAAAGAAGAUAAGGAAGCUAAAGCUGUGAUAUCUGUAAUGACUCAAUUCCCUUUCAUGAUGUCUGGGAUGCCAAGGCCAGUUAGAGCACGAGCUGCUGAAAUGGAGAUGUUUGAUGAUCGUCCAAAAAAGCCUGGUAAAGAGAUGCAGCUCCGUUGGUUGAAUCCCAAUGACCCUGAUUUUCAGGUUGCAAACAAGCUGAAGUAUCUUGUGCAAAACCAUACUGCUGAAUCUGCUGUCAUGCUCAAGAAACAACUGAUUGAAGAGGAAGAGCUUUCUAAGAAGCAAGGAGAGGCUCUUAAAGCAAAUUAUAAGAAGUAUGAGAUGCUUGAUGGUGUAAUAGGUGAUGAGACUGCCCUUCAGCUGGCACGGCAUUAUAGAAAAAAAUAGGAAGUUUUCUUUUCCUUUCUAGUUUUGUGAACAAUAAAUGAAAUUUUGUACGGCUUUUCUACACUAAUGCUUGGAGAUUGGUCUCCUGAUUGAAUGUAAGUGUUUCAUUGUGUAAUUUACAAACAACAGAUUUUUGAGAAUUUGAGAAUUUGAGAAU
This is a messenger RNA of Rubroshorea leprosula, 1001 nucleotides long. NCBI's taxonomy places the organism in Eukaryota, Viridiplantae, Streptophyta, Magnoliopsida, Malvales, Dipterocarpaceae. The record is from the annotation of a GenBank genome assembly.